Messenger RNA from Echinostoma caproni, 702 nucleotides. NCBI's taxonomy places the organism in Eukaryota, Metazoa, Platyhelminthes, Trematoda, Plagiorchiida, Echinostomatidae. The record is from the annotation of a GenBank genome assembly.
AUGCAGUUCGACUAUGAGAAGUGUCGAUUCGGUGUGCAACGGGAAAAGGAAGGCACGGGACGUAUAUCGAUGUGGCGAGAGGGAAUCGCGAACAGCUACACACUGGAGGCCACAUUUUGCGGAUUCGGUGAAGAUCCUCUCACAGGCGGUUACCAUUUCAAUUUUCUUGAUUACGAAAAAAUGGGACAUCAAUUUUGUGAAACACUAUUGGAUUUUUGUGAUCCGGACGAGGCAAAACGAGAACUUGUCUUGGCCGAGCUGGAACGGCUUCGUAAUUUGGCCAGAGUUCGUCGAGGAGGUUCGGUUGCUGGUUCAAUGUCCGACUAUUCGUCCGAGGAGUGUAGUUCACUUGGCAUUGUGCUGAAAGUCGGUGAAAUAAAAAAUUUCCUACUGAUAUUGUAUCAUCGACUGAAAAUAAUUCCUUCAGUUAUUUUAUCACUUAUCGAAUCUCGAUUGGGAUCAACUCUUCUCAAUAUUGAUUUUCAGAAGAAAAAGAAAUUGCCCAAACGAAAAUCACUUGUACAAAGACAACGGGAAUCAACCUCACAUUCACCGGCCAUGAUGGAUGACGUGCACAAUUUUAUUGCCAUAUUGAUCACGCAAAACGUUUCUGAUCCGGUCACCUCGGACAACUCAAAAAAACGUGGUUUUGUUUUUCAGUUAAGACAUCUCCUUGGGAAGGCUGACGACUCAGAUAUUUGA